This is a messenger RNA of Epinephelus fuscoguttatus (brown-marbled grouper), 2941 nucleotides long. RefSeq names its product alkylglycerol monooxygenase (gene agmo). NCBI's taxonomy places the organism in Eukaryota, Metazoa, Chordata, Actinopteri, Perciformes, Serranidae. Gene Ontology annotation, cellular component: endoplasmic reticulum. The transcript is spliced from 13 exons. The record is from RefSeq and is a predicted model, not a curated record. The coding region runs from base 363 to 1700 and encodes 445 amino acids. Gene Ontology annotation, biological process: lipid biosynthetic process. Gene Ontology annotation, molecular function: iron ion binding; oxidoreductase activity.
CUGCCAACCACAAACUCUCGCGAGAUAAAGCGACGCUUAGAAGUGUCCCCCUGAUCAGAGAUAACCUCGCCUGUUAUAAACGACUCAGGAUCUGGUGUAAAGUUAAAUGUGACAGAAACUGUAUCCUGCAGCUUUAAACGGUCACACUGUUUCCUGGAUGUGAGAAGUUUCCUCAUCAGCUGGCACGCUCUCCAUUACACAACUGACCUACUUUACGUGCAGCACAGGAAAAACAAGGGUGUUUCACGGCGGAUAGAGGAGUUGAAAGAAACGCCCCUUCCUCCCACGCGAGCUUAAUACCUGCACAGGUAAAACACAGACACCUGGAGCAACGGUGUGCACGGUGCUGUCUGCCAGUGCCAAUGGCUGAAGCUGUAGAGGUCGGCUCGGUGUCCGCGGGGGCGCGGGCCAUGUUUUUCAUGCUCUCACCGAACGAGUCAUCUUUCCAGAAGGUGGAAGAGGUUCCUCAGUAUGUGCAGCAGGCCACUCCUUUCUUUGUAGGGCUGAUGGUGCUGGAGCUGGUGGUGGGCCUGCUGAAGACAGGAGCCCCAGUGGUCACCAUCAGCGAUGGACUCACCUCCGUAUCUUGUGGAAUGAUCUCCAGACUCCCAAUGCUGUUUAUGAGAGGCUGUGAGUUGACUGCUUACAUGUACGUGUGGGACCGGUAUCGCCUGAUGGAGCUGCCGUGGGACUCCGCCUGGACCUGGUGGCUCACCUUUCUGGGCGUGGACUUCUGCUACUAUUGGGUCCACCGCUUUGCUCACGAGGUGUCCUUCCUUUGGGCCGCUCACCAGGUUCACCACAGUUCAGAGUACUACAACCUCACCACGGCCCUCAGACAGUCCCUCACACAGCAGUUCACAUCAUGGAUCUUCUACCUGCCGUUGGCUCUGGUCGCACCACCCACAGUCUUUGCUGUUCACAUUCAGUUAAACCUUCUCUACCAGUUCUGGAUCCACACUGAGCUGAUCAGAGAUCUUGGACCUCUAGAGUGGGUCUUCAACACCCCGAAACAUCACAGAGUUCAUCAUGGGAGGAACCUUUACUGUAUCGACACGAAUUACGGAGGAAUUCUGAUCAUAUGGGACCGAUUAUUUGGUACUUUUGCUCCAGAGUCAGACAAAGUGGUGUUCGGCCUGGUGUUCCCGAUCAACACCUUUGAAAUCCUCUAUGUUCAGUUACACUACUAUUUGUAUUUGUGGAGAAGGUCCAGCACUUACAAGACUAUUGGCAACAAAUUAUCAACAUUCUUCAAAGGCCCGAGUUGGAAACCUGGUAAAUCUCGGCUCGGUGACCAUGAAGACAAUCCAAAGGUUACCGGACAGGAAGUGCCUCAUGAUCCCAGCUGGACGCUGCCUUUACAAGUUUAUGUGGUCAUACAUUUCCUGCUGGUUCUGGGGAUUUACCAUGAUCUGUUUGAAAACAAGAUGACGCUGUCCCAGUUAACCAUGCUGGGGAUGACCGGCUAUGUUCUGCUCACUCUCACGUCUCUGGGCUACAUCAUCGAUCAGAGGCCAACAGCUGCUGUCUUGGAGAUGCUACGCUGUGUCGUCAUGGUGACAGUGCAGAGGUAUGGCUACAUGAAGCCCCUGCUGCCCUCGCUGGCCGUGCCCACAGAGGCCUUUGUCUCCCUCUCUCUGCUGUACUGGGCUCUGCAGAGCUUCACUCAGCUGCUCACCAUCAAGAGGAAGGCCGACUGAGUCGACACAAGAAGAACCCGACUGAAUUUUAGCCUUUGAAGUCAUAAUUGUUGACAUAAUUCCUUAGUAGCAUAUUUUAAUCACCUUUAACACUUUGUACAGUUUCAUCUGUGUGUGGAGAAACAGUUGUUGUUCCAGCUUCUGCUUCAUUCACCUUUUAUCUGCAGCUGGUUGAAGUCUGUUUAUGACUUUUCAUCAUUCAGCCAUAAGACAAGGCAAGGUGCUCAACUGGUGCUUUUUAUCAAAUGGUGCAUUUCUCUCUUUAUAAGCAUCUUCUGUGCUUAUGUCCACACCAGUGGUUCUCAGACUUUGUCUGUCAUGUCCCCCCCCCUCACAAGCUGAAUUGUCAAUUAAUCAUGAACAAUAACUGGGGAAGCAGCUUAUAAGAAGGAUCCAUGUUGAAUUAUAGUGAAAUAAAAGUUGGCAUAAUAACAUCAGCAUGUUUAUUUCCCCACAUAAAUCAUAUUCAUCCAACUUUGUUUCACUCCAUAUUUCCCCCUGAUCAUCAGCCCCACCUGCACAGGCUCUGUGACCCCCCCAACAGUUUGAGAACCACUGGUCAGUGCUGUUAUAACAGGGGUGCUGCACUGCUAAUCAAAGUACUAAUGAAUUAACAUUUUUAUAUAUCACCUGAACCACUGUGGAAAUGACUUUAUUUUAUGCCUCUACAGUACUAUGCAACAUAUACCUCUUAUCAGUGUUGGGGGAGCAAAGCUUUGAAAGCUGCCAAUUACUUCACACUGGAAAAACUACAGCAAAGCUACCGCAGGGAGAAAUGGAGUUUGGUGUACUGAAGCUGCUUAGAAAAAAAUAGGACUGAAGGUUGGAUCCUUGCCAUGCUAAUCAGUGCCUUAAUCAGUAUUCAAAUGCUCUUGUUUUUUUUUUUUGUUUUUUUUUACACCAUAAUGCUGAAAAUCCCAAACAGCCCAUAAAUUAAGAAGUAGUAAUCCAACAUAACGGCUUAUGCAUCAAAAUAAACUAUUAGUUAUUCUUAGACAAGGACAUUUAAACUUAGUGAGAGACCUAGUUUGGUGACUCUGACAGUUUGACCACCAGUGACAGACUUACAGAUUCAGUAGCAAGAUGUUGACAAAGUCAAAAUAGUUUUAAACUUUACAAAGAUGACCCCCAAAAAGUCGAGUGCCAGAUAUGUUAAAGGAAAAUGGCGCAUCAUUAAUCUACCACCAGCUUGGCAAAUCCCCUGAAAGCUAUCAGUAACAGUUUCUUUUUCAAGUUAUUAA